Messenger RNA from Racocetra persica, 156 nucleotides. NCBI's taxonomy places the organism in Eukaryota, Fungi, Glomeromycota, Glomeromycetes, Diversisporales, Gigasporaceae. The record is from the annotation of a GenBank genome assembly.
ACAACGAACUACCAUCAGGAUGGUAUGAGAUAUUAGAUAAUAAUAACACAUAUGAAGAAGAUAAAUUUGCAAUAUUAAAAGCAUUCCAGUCUGCAGAUGCAAUUAUCCCAACAUUAUCAACUGAAUUGCCAAUUUGCCCUAAAGAUAAACUUACAA